This is a messenger RNA of Symbiodinium sp. CCMP2592, 2271 nucleotides long. Lineage: Eukaryota; Dinophyceae; Suessiales; Symbiodiniaceae. The record is from the annotation of a GenBank genome assembly.
AUGGGUAUGGGUAUCUGCAGGCAUCUGUCGGAGACCCGUGGGGUGAAGAUCCCGGCGGUGGAAGGCGGCGCCGACUGCAGCGGUGACGCAUCCGAGGAAAUGUCCUGCAACGUCCGAGCAUGCCCUGUGGAUUGUGUUCCGUCCGAUUGGAGCUCGUGGGAGCCGUGCACGACGAGCUGCGGGAACGGCACGCAAGUUCGACGUCGCUACGCGGAAGUCCAGGCCACGGGCGGCGGCUUGGACUGCGACAACAAUUUCCUCGAGGAGCAGUCAUGCUACGAGGGGGCGUGUCCAGUCUCCUGCGUUUGGGGCGACUGGGGCAGUUGGAGCAGUUGCAGUGCCAGCUGUGGGAGCUCGGACAGUUAUGUCAGCAGCAUUCGUGAGCGCGAUGUGGUCGAGAGUGCGGGCGGGCUUCCUUGCCAAGGCGAUGCGACUCGCCGCAAGCGCUGCGGCUACGACGAAUGCCCAGUGGAUUGCCGCUGGAAUGACUGGGGUGAGUGGGGCGCCUGCACGCGGAGCUGCGGGGGUGGGCUCUCGGAGCGUCUUCGCAAUGCUUCCGUUGCUGCAGCCUUCGGCGGCAGCGACUGUGAGGGAGCCUCUCGGGACGUCAUGGCCUGUUCGUCCAAGCCCUGCCCUGUGGACUGUGUGCUCUCUGACUGGACUCCUUGGACGGAGUGCAGCCACCACUGCGGCAAUGGCUCCGCACUCCGCUAUCGAUCCGAGGCUCACGCCGCGGAAUAUGGCGGGAAAGCUUGUCCGGAGACCAGCCACGAGGUCCAGGCAUGCAUGGGAAGCGACUGCACGCCUACGAGCGCCCUGAUCAAGUCGGGCGUGGUCACACAAAUCACCGGUGCCAUGCAGGUCGUCACGGAGGAUCCCGUGGGCUUUUCCAGCAAUCCAAUGUACGCGCUGGUGGCCAGGGAAGCCAUCCGCGAGUUCGCCAAAAUCGCUGUCCAGCGAGUACAUUGUUCGGUGCAGCCCGCGCGGCGUUCCUCUCGAGGGGCUGCGCGGGCGGCGAACAUUUGGUUCAGCUUGCUGGUGCCAAAUGCUACCAAUGUCACUGCAGUACGGUCGAACUUGGUGGCAACCGACACCCUAAGUGCUGGCCGGCUGCUGCGCCAGAUGCUGCGGCGAGCGGGGAUGUAUAUCUUCACGAAUGUUACGAAGUUUCUGGUCAGCAUGCCGAAGCCUACGCCGCCACCACCGAAGAAGGCAGUUCGGCCCCCGAAGAAUUCCACCCGAGUCGUUUGCUUCAUGAAGAUGUCCGUGCCCCAGCCCCUGCUCUUUGCCGAGCGCCCCGAGGGUCUGGCGGCAGUACAGCGCACAAUUGGCGAGACGGCCAAAGUUGCCGACGACAGCGUCCAUGUCUCCCUGAUGCCGAACAUGGCUCUGCGGGCCUCCGAAGAGGUGGAGGAGCAAGAUCUGAAAGAAGGCCCCAAGGAGGACCUCGACUCAUGGUUCACCUUGAUGGCGCCGGCGAAAGCAACCAUCCCCGAGGCAGACGAUGCUGCCAGAGACUUGGCGCAGUCGCUGACGGACACGACUCCAGCCAGCAUGUCCGAGCGGCUCCGGGCCAAUCUCGCCGCAGCGGAACUCUCUGUCUGGGAUGCCAGCGAGGUGAAGCGCAUGAUGUGCAAAGCAGCGGUGACAGGAUGGGAGCAGGAAGGCGGCGCCUUCGACCAGCGAGUCACAGGAGAGCUUCGUCUAUCAGUUGCGAGCCCACGGCAGUUCUCUCAGGACCCCCAUGCGGAGCUCGGCACGAGGCAAGCUUUGGCUGAGAUUGCAGACGUCCCGGAGGACCGGGUCCGCGUCUCCUUGAUGCCCAGCAAAGCGACGAUGUAUGAUGAAGCACUGCUGUUGGAGCUCCAGGGCGAGCCGGACUACGACGUUAGCGGUGCGCAGGAUGAUGAAGUCUCAGCGUGGUAUGUCAUUCGGGUGCCUGUGCAUCCGGUCGACGGCGCUGUGAAGCUCUCCCAGAAGCUGAACAACCUCGACCUGACCCUGGCAGAGCUGAAGCUGCAGGAUCUUCUGAUGGAUCAGGGCAUCAGCGAAGGGGUGAAGAUCUCCACGCUCUCAGCCGAGAGCGGUUCGGCAGUUUCCCCGCUCAAACCUCAGGCAGAGCUCGAGGGAGAGGAGGAUCUGCCGAAAGCCACAGGCACCCCGCCGGACACGACCACGACGCUGCUCCCCGAAGAGGACGUGGAACCUCCGACCGUGUCCAAUCCAGGUGGAGGUGAUGAGGAAGGGGACGAUCAGAUGCCCACUUCGCAG